This is a messenger RNA of Oreochromis aureus, 2325 nucleotides long. Its product is annotated as polynucleotide 5'-hydroxyl-kinase NOL9-like. Gene Ontology annotation, cellular component: nucleus. Gene Ontology annotation, molecular function: polynucleotide 5'-hydroxyl-kinase activity. NCBI's taxonomy places the organism in Eukaryota, Metazoa, Chordata, Actinopteri, Cichliformes, Cichlidae. Bases 169 to 1914 code for a protein of 581 amino acids. The transcript is spliced from 13 exons. Gene Ontology annotation, biological process: cleavage in ITS2 between 5.8S rRNA and LSU-rRNA of tricistronic rRNA transcript (SSU-rRNA, 5.8S rRNA, LSU-rRNA). The record is from RefSeq and is a predicted model, not a curated record.
GUUCACCUUUUCAUUUUUCUUGUAGCUGAAUGACUGCUGACAAUCAUCAAAGUGAACAAACACGCAGAGGUAAAACAUAAAUCUCACAAGUGGAAAGAUGCGAAGGGAAAACGGUGCAGACCUCCCGUCAGUUCCUCUAAUGUAAACUCUAGCCCUGUGGUGAUCAGCAUGGUGAAGGAGCACCAGGAGUCUGUAAGGAAAAAACCAUCUGUCAAGAGGCUGAAAAAUAAAGUGAAGUCUGUCUCUAACUUCAAGUAUGGCUGGACAACUGAGGAUGUCCGGAGAGCAUCACAAAAGAAGCUGUUAAAAAGCAUAACGACAAAUUCAUCCAUCAUCCUGCUGGAACCCAUCGAGACACCUAUGACACGGUUUCUUUCCAGUGUUCCAGAUCUCAGCGAAUUGUUCAACCUCCCCAUGACUGAACUCAUGUCAGCUGUUCUUGACACUCCACUCAAUGGUUUGGGUAUGAUUCCUCUCGACAGCAACAUUGAAAGGCUGAAAAUGUCGAAGAGCUACAGACAUGCUCUUAACACAGUAGUCAGUGUGUGCAAAGGAGACAUAGAUGGCUGUCCUGUUAUCCUGGUGUGCGGGACCAAGAAUGUUGGAAAGUCAACAUUUAUCCGCGUGCUCAUUAACACCUUGCUGAAUUACACUGCUAGUGUCGAAUAUUUGGAAGGUGACCUCGGUCAAACUGAAUUCACCCCUGCUGGUUGCCUGUCUCUCCUCACUGUCAGAGAACCCCUUUUAAGUCCUCCUUUCACACAUCAGCAGACUCCAGACCACAUGAUCUACUACGGUCAGUCAUCAUGCGACUCAUACCUGGAUCGAUAUUUGGAAUGUCUUAAGUCCUUAUGGUGCAGAAGAUCCCAGACCAGAGAGGCUCCGAUUAUUAUCAACACGGGCUGGGUCAAAGGAUUUAGAUUCCAGCUGCUGGUUCACAUGAUCCGCUUCUUCCCAGUUUCCCAUGUUGUCCAGCUGAGUCACAGUGGUUUCAGUCAUUGCCCCGCCCUCACUCCAGACUUUCUGAGGACGACCGCUCUGGAUGAGUUUACAGAAAGCCACAGCCACCCUAGAAUGUACAGUCACAUUAGCAUACAAGCGGAGUUUCAAGGAGUUGGGAGUCAAGGAACAGCGAAACACCAGCGUAGUAAUGAGCAGAGGGAUCUAUCUCUCCUGGCCUAUCUGAGUCAGCUGCAGUAUCCAGACCCUGGACCAGUCAGACCUCUGCACAGCCUCACACCAUACCAGGUUCCACACACAGCGAUUGCGUUAGGUGUUACCCACGGCGACAUGGUGCCCUCGCACAUGUUCCACGCUUCAAACGGUAGUCUGGUAGGACUCUGCUGCCUGGCAGAAAAAGUAGCAAGCAAGGGAGGUCCAGUCUUUCUUUCCCAGGCACCCAUCUGCCCAUGUGUGGGAUUUGGGGUCCUCCGAGGUAUUGACAUGGCACGGGGUCUGUACUUCCUGCUGACGCCUGUAGAUCCGUCAGUUCUCCGUGAAGUCAACUGUCUCCUCUUUGGAGCAAUUUCAGUGCCGUCAUGUGUCCUCACAACACAGCCACCACCAAGCACCUGUUACUACAUAGGUGAAGUGCAGGAGCUGACCUUUGACCAGCCGCAGGUCCACACGCUGUUCUAUGGCAGUUUUCACAAGAUAUUGCUGAUACUCAUCAUUGAAGGAAUGGCCAGGUACUUUUCUUGCUUGCUUACUUUGUUUUUGAUAAUAACAUGUACUAAUGUUAUGUCACCAUCUGCUACCGAAAGUGUUGGUUCUACAAAAAAUGAACAAACAAACAAAACAACACAACCCCACCAUCACCACCUGGAUGACAAAUAUUUUCCUAAACUAAAGAGCAGGAACAGUGGCUUACUGGUUCAAAUAACAAAUAGUCCAGAAUAUACCCUUUUUUUGUGACUCAUCUUUGGAAACUGCUGCUACUACUGCUUUGACUGGUACACAGUUCAAGUGAAGGCUCAAAAGGACCUGUUUACAUUAGCAUAAAAACUAUAACCCUUUUUUCAUGUUUAUUCUUGUUUUUAAAUCCUUGCGAUUGUGAUUUUCAAUUUUGAUCUUGUCAAUUUCGUCAAACAUUUUCAUAAAAGUGUUAUGAAGAGUUGUUCCAUGUAGUAUGACGGAAAACAUUCCGACCGUAUUAUAGACCAAUAAACUAAAUAAACAGACUGUUUUUUGUUAGUACUCUGACUUUGUGAGGCAGUACAGGUAUUCUUACCACUGCGGCUGAGUCCUGGUCCCUCUGCCUUGAGAAGGAUCCACUUUGACCCUGAACGGUGUCAUUGGAAUAGCCUAAACCCAAACAGCCUUUGU